This is a messenger RNA of Suhomyces tanzawaensis NRRL Y-17324, 156 nucleotides long. RefSeq lists its product as uncharacterized. Bases 1 to 156 code for a protein of 51 amino acids. NCBI's taxonomy places the organism in Eukaryota, Fungi, Ascomycota, Pichiomycetes, Serinales, Debaryomycetaceae. The transcript has a single exon. The record is from RefSeq and is a predicted model, not a curated record.
AUGCCGUUUAAGAGGCAUGUGAUCCAUCAGCAAGAUCUGCAGUUUUCGAAUUUUAGUGCUAAAAAAUUCAUGGGUUUCGCCCCUGUCGUUGAGAACGAUCGUUACCAAAAAACCUGUUCCUCAUCUGAAAAAUUACUUGGUGAAAUUCACAGAUAA